GGUAACGGACGGCAACUAAACACUUGCCGUGUCAACUAGCGCGAAAAAAACGUCAACAAACACGUCAUUCCAGACCCGUCUCGACUUUUUAUUGGUUAUCCGUAACUGAGUCGGCCAAUUCCCGUUCUAUAAAUCGAUCCCCAAUUCUCCCUUUUUUCUCUCACAAAUUCUCAAUUCAUCCGCAGCUCUUCCCGAUCAAACCUUCGAUUUAGUGCUUUCUUCCCGCAGCUUCUCAAGGUAACAUCUGAAUUCGAUUGCCUCCUCCUUCAGUUCUUCGUCAUCCUGUUCUUGUUUUGUAUGUAUUGAACGCUGGAUUUGGGUCUUUUUCUUCUCGUUCUUUAGGUCGAUCAGUUCUUGGGUUGCUUUGAUUUUGGGAGUUAGGUUUCCCUCUCUCAUUAAUUGGAUCGUUAUGUUGAAUUUGUGAUGUUCUAUCUUUCUGGUUCGUCAAUUUUAAUCUCUCCGUCUCCGAUAUCUAUUGGAGCUUGGUUUUGCUAGUUAAUUAGGGUUUAGACGAUCUCCUGAUAUUUUUCUGGUUGUUGAAUUUCGUCGUUGCGAUUUACAGAUGCAGAUCUUUGUCAAGACUCUCACCGGAAAGACAAUCACCCUCGAGGUCGAGAGCAGCGACACUAUCGACAACGUCAAGGCUAAGAUCCAGGACAAGGAGGGGAUUCCCCCGGAUCAGCAGAGGCUGAUCUUCGCCGGCAAGCAACUCGAGGACGGCAGGACCUUGGCCGAUUACAACAUCCAGAAGGAGUCGACCCUUCACCUGGUGCUCCGUCUCCGUGGAGGCAUGCAGAUCUUCGUCAAGACUCUGACGGGAAAGACGAUUACUUUGGAGGUCGAGAGCUCCGACACGAUCGAUAACGUCAAGGCUAAGAUCCAGGACAAAGAGGGCAUCCCACCGGAUCAGCAGAGGUUGAUCUUCGCCGGCAAGCAGCUGGAGGACGGCAGGACCUUGGCCGAUUACAACAUCCAGAAGGAGUCUACACUUCACCUGGUCCUCCGUCUCAGAGGUGGGAUGCAGAUCUUUGUGAAGACCUUGACCGGCAAGACCAUCACCCUCGAGGUUGAGAGCUCGGACACCAUCGAUAAUGUCAAGGCUAAGAUCCAGGACAAGGAAGGGAUCCCUCCUGACCAGCAGAGGCUCAUCUUCGCCGGGAAGCAGCUGGAAGAUGGAAGGACUUUGGCCGACUACAACAUACAGAAGGAGUCAACCCUCCAUCUUGUCCUCCGUCUCAGGGGAGGUAUGCAGAUCUUCGUGAAGACCUUGACUGGCAAGACCAUCACCCUCGAGGUCGAGAGCUCGGACACCAUUGACAAUGUCAAGGCCAAGAUCCAGGAUAAGGAGGGAAUCCCUCCAGAUCAGCAGAGGCUCAUCUUUGCCGGGAAGCAGCUCGAGGACGGAAGAACUCUGGCGGAUUACAAUAUCCAGAAGGAGUCGACCCUCCACUUGGUCCUGCGUCUGAGGGGAGGGAUGCAGAUUUUCGUGAAGACCCUGACUGGGAAGACGAUUACCUUGGAGGUGGAGAGCAGUGAUACCAUCGAUAAUGUGAAGGCCAAGGUCCAGGAUAAGGAGGGUAUUCCGCCAGAUCAGCAGAGGCUCAUCUUUGCUGGGAAGCAAUUGGAAGACGGAAGGACACUGGCGGAUUACAACAUCCAGAAGGAGUCCACCCUCCACCUUGUCCUGCGUCUCCGUGGUGGCUUUUAAAGGGUCUUCUGUCUCUUGUGAUGCGAAUAAGGUGGUUGGUGUUUGAUUAUGUUUGAAGAUGUUUCAAGUUUCUGGUCGAAAAAGAUGGUGUAGCCUAAUGACACCUCAGUUUUAAGUUUUUUCCUUUUGGUUCAUUUUCGAGUACUGUGUUGGCCGUGGUGGCCAUUUGAACAAUGAUUCUCUGUCGGUUUCCUGCUGUUGGAAUGAUGAAGUCGAACUAUGUUAAUAAAGCCUAUGGUUCUUCCUGUCUUGAUAUACUUGUUCCCUCUGUGCAUUUGAUGGUAUUGGUAUCAUAUGCAGAGCUGUUGGGUUUGGCAAAGUUAACUGUUACUCAUAUCUCAGAGGUAUUCAACUAGCAAGGAUGAGCUGCUUGCACUUAACCAGGUUGCAUGUGCAUUGUUUUUGUUUCUAUUUCAUUCAUCACAAUGUGGGUGAUGAGGUGUGAUUUCCUUCUUUUUUAUUUCAAUUUCUGCAAAUUCCUAUGCUCCUAGCAACCUGCAUUUGACGAAAUUCGAAUGAUGGGUCUCUCAUCUUUAUUAAUGCCCAUUGCACAAGGGGUACUUAGUUUAAUCCAUGGCUUACUGUUUAAGGUUACCCACAGCAGAAUGUAUAGUCACUUUCACUAGCGAAAGGAAAGAGUUUAGCCGAUAUGUCCACGAACUACCUCACCUUAUUGAAGGUUGUCAACCCGCGGUAACCCGAUUGAUGUAUUUGAUGAUCCAAUGGAAUGAACCACUGGAACUUGGGGAUAGUGGACAAUCACUGGAGCUUGACAUAUUCAACAAGUCACUGAAGUCCAAGCGCAGCACAGCUCAUGUAUUCUUGCACUUCUGCUUAACAAAACACACUAUGCCAAAUCAAUGAAGCCUUAAUCAAGAGAAUUACUAAAAACAUUGUAGAAUCAGGUGGCUUUUAAACUCAGUUCUGCGAGAUCAGUUUACAACAAUAAAUUGUCCUUAAUGUU
Molecule: messenger RNA, 2672 nt
Organism: Linum trigynum
Lineage: Eukaryota; Viridiplantae; Streptophyta; Magnoliopsida; Malpighiales; Linaceae
Source: the annotation of a GenBank genome assembly